ACAGAAGAAGCCCUUUCUAAGGCACAAGUCAUCGAUUGGAGUUGUACUCUUACUUGGGAAGCUGCUUUCAUUACUUUGGGAAACUUGCUGACAAUUGUUAUCUUUGCAUUUUUCAAGAAGAUUCGCGUUAAGAAAAGUUUAUAUCUUGUUCUAAAUAUGGCGUUUGCGGAUCUAGCGUUGGGAAGUGUGUGUCUCCCUUUAUCUAUUUUUAUCAUUGAGACUCACCACCAAUUGACGAUAGAAAGAUCUCCGUUUUUUCUCAAGAUCAUUAUUGUAGUUUUGCCCAAGUCUCGUUUAUUACCGCUGCUUUGAUAUCUGCUGAGAGAUUUUACGCCAUCUAUUGGCCGCUGAAGCACCGAACACUUUCUGCGCGAGCGUACAGGCUUGUUAUUUUGACGCCGUGGAUUUUGAGUAUCCUUGCUUCUAUUUUUACAGUUUUUCUCCUUCACUUUGUAAGCGUAGUGGGUUUAUUUUUUGGACUAUGUUUGUACGGCUUGUCUAUUGUUCUGAUCAUCUGCGGCCUGAACAUCGGUAUUUGGAGAAAAUUUCAACAAAAAACUGUUCCUCAGUUGCAAAACAGAGCCUUGCAAAACCAGCGCUUAACAAAGGCAUUGAUGUUUGUUUCUGUUAUGGCUUUGAGUUCUUGGCUGCCUUCAGUCGCUUACAACUUGGCAGACUUUUUUGAAUACAAAAUGUCUGACAACAUUUUCCUUGUAUCUUUUUUUAUGUAUUUUUCCAACUCCUUUAUCAAUCCUGUCGUAUACGCAUUACGAAUUCCCGAGUUUAAACAAGCCUUGAAUCAAUGUUGUUUCGCAAGGAAGAAAGUGAGGCGAAGCCAAGAAAAUUUAAAAGGAAACGAGAUGGCUGCCGAUUUGACACUGGAGAUGCACCGAAGAACAUUGACUACAGAUCACAAUAAUUUACAGCUCACUUUUGAACAGGAAAUUGUAGAUAAUGACUUGUGAUCAACCUUGUAACUUUUUCUGUCCUUAACCCAUUCGCCCCUGAACCGCCCGUAACCGCCCGUGCGGAUCCAGGUCCUUUCUACCCUUUGUGACGUCAUCAGUUUUAACGGUCAAGGACAACUUUCUUCGCUAACUUGUGUAGAGUGAAGAGAUCUUUCAAACCAUACCAGAAUGAGCACAAUUCAGUCAAGGACACCGGAGAAAGAAGCAAAAAACCACGUGACAUUGACCUGAAAAUCUCCAUCAUGAAAAUCUUGUUCCAUUGCCCACCUACCUUUCCUUUCACCUAAUCCUAAGAUCCUAAAAGCUUUCCUAAAAACUCUUCCCACCAAAAUGAAGCCUACUAAAUGCCCAGCAAGAGAAAAAAAAUGAGGCAAGAAAAGCGAACAAAGAAGAGAGGAGAAAAAGCGAAAAGUAAAAGUCAAGACUGCUGUGUCACUUUUAAACCCGAAAUUUUGCUUUCUGCGCAUGCCCGAACUUCGCAAGCUGAUGCUUUGCAUGUGGAUCAGAAGGCCGCCAAGUGUACGACCUGUAAACCGGUUUGUGGUAAGUUUUAGCCCUUUAUAGCACAACAAUGACCAGAAAAGCACUCGACUAGCUUCAAAACGCGUUUUUCGGCAAAAUCUCCAGGAGCGAAUGGGUUAAAGGUUCGCCCUCCCAAAUUUAGAUCGAAAUUACGAGUACUGCAUGUCUUUGGAUGUCCGAAUUCUUGAUUAAUAAAUCAUCUAUGUAAAUCGGGGUAUUAAAAUACUAUCGAAGCUUUUAUAAACUAAAGACUUUGUUUUAUUAAAAGACUGCUUCAGUAACAGGCAGCCAAUUCAGGUUAUUGAAGCUUGAGAACCCCGUGGUCAUCAUGUGACAGGAUUCCGCUCAGCAGCUGUCCCAAACGAUACACCGGCUAGUACAUUAAAAUAGGUUUGAUAAGUUCGUUAUAAGUUUCUCUUUCUUUCCUUUGUACCUAGGGAAUCGCGUUCUUAGGGAGAGCUAGGUGUUUAGAUAUUUCUUUUUGCAAAGUUCGUUAAUAUUUGAGUCGUAAGCCGUAUUCUAGUCAAGAGUGAGACCGAAACGUUUUUGCAAAGGGUCUUAUUUAGGUACUGGGUCAGAGAUUAAAUAUCCGAAAAGCGCGCAGUAGCUGUUAAUGUUGCAUCGUCUGCGAAAAUAUCAACAGUAGAUCUCGAUUGCCGUAGUGGAAAGCAGGAACAGAAAAGGUCCUAAAACAGAACCCUGUGGCACCCCUUGUUUUAUAGUUUGAGCGUCUUGCCUAAUUCGUCCUUGUAAUCUGCGUCAGCCUGUGUAUAGCCGCCUCCUCCCCUCAGAAAGAGAGACGUGUUCGCUAAUAGUUUACGACAGUUUUUAAAGGUAUAGACGGGCCAACACCACUCUUGUACGCACAUACACAAUUAUUCUCAGCCUCUAACUAGAAUAUAAGCUAAAAUACCGUUUGUUUGUGCUCUUUCCUUUAUAAAGAGUAUAUAAUACUUUGGAUCAUAUUCUUACCUUUGACUAAGUAAAUGCUAUAGUUUUCCCCGCUCGCGACACAUUAGUGAUCAUGAGGCCGGUCGAGUCGAUUUCCGCGUGGUUGCACUCUGAAUUGAGAGGCACUGCAGACAGAGCUAAACAACAAUCUUUACUCUGCACUUGACUUUAAUUAUUGAUAUACGGAGCUAAAAGAACCCAAUUUGUCUGUUAAAAGCAUUUGCAAAAAGUAGAAAUUUUUGUUUGUUUUCAGACGGCGGUACCUUUUUCCUUCCCUCUGGAAAAUUUUCCUACGCUCAACAAAUACUGAAAAAAAGAAACCACUAACCUGUUAUCAUACAAAAGUAACAGCACUAUUGAUGCACGGAUACAGCCCCUGAUACAGAACAGGUACUAAUCGAGAUAAAAAAAUAAGUAUUGGGUCAUACAACGGAUGUAUUUAGGUUUCUGGGAAACUGUCCUCCUACUCCUCCCCUAACACAACGUUAACAUUUGCGUCUCAUUUGGGUUAGGGAGGGGUAGGUGGGCAGUUUCGCAGAAACCUAAAUUGUUUCAAGAAAACAUCUUUAACGAAAAGCUGUAACUCAAAAGGUAUAUUUUCUUCGCUUUGUUUAUCAAUGAGUACCUUGAACUGUUAAAUUGCCACUGACAUAAGUAAGUCAGACAGAAGUGUAUAGAGUCUGUGCGAGGCCACCAUGUUGGAGGAGUAAACACCAAAAAUUAUUUGCAUAAAAGUGAAAAUUUUUUCCCAAAGAAAAAGCGUUUAAUUGUUUUACUCCUUCAAAUGGCCGCCGCGCACUUACUCUAUAAUCCUUUCUAAGACUUUUAUCACUAGGUUGUCAAGUGCAGUGGAACCCCGUUAAUACGGUCACCAAUGGGCCAAAACAAAUUGGUCGUAGUAACAAGAGUUUUUAACAAGAAACUGUAUGACCGUCUCGCUAGGCGGAUAAAUAAAGUGGCCGUAUUACCGAGGUGUCCGUUAGGCGGGGUUUCACUGUACGGCCAAUGUUUCUUUUUUCUGCACUGAUAGGACUAUGUAUUAAAAGAAUGGCUCUCUAGCUUGACCUUAGGUGCAACGGUGCAAAAACUCUUCCCGUAAUAGUUAUAAAACAAGUCUUCCAUAAAAAGGAGGUCAGAAAUACGUCAUCUUCAGUUGCCGAUGAAAACCUUAGGUGGAAAUGAGCCCCUGAAAAAGGAAACGGGGAGGGGGGAGUGGGUGGGGGCUAUACACCAGCACCAACAACAUAACCUCUGCCCUAAAAAGUCAUAAGGGGAUAGAAACACUUUAGUAGGGAUUGCAUUCUGCGAACAGUGGUAUCGAUAUUUAUUGAAUCGUUGACCCUCAUCGUUUCAGAUGUAGGAAGGAGAUGAUGCUAAAAGAGGUCUCUUGCUUAACAUUAGGUGUAACUGUGAUAAACCUUUUCCUUUUCAGAUUAUAUGUUUAUAAUGCUAGAUGCUAGUUGUCUAGUAGUGCGACUGGAAAAGCGCUGGUCACAGUAUCAAACUGAACUUCACAACAUUCAGAACACCAAGAUGAGAAGAAACCAUUCAACAUGGCUGACUGCUAAAACUGUGAGUAAAUGUUUUUGUUUUUUUUAUACCUUUUUACCCAAAUGUUAAAAUUAAAAUUUUCAUUUGCUCCCCCUAUACAUUUUCAAUAGAACUAGAAGGGAGAAGUUAUCAAAAUUUCAAUCAAAUUCAUCGACCCAUUAAUUCUCGGUACCACUCUGUGUACCAAAGCGGUGAUAUUACAAGGAGAAAUUUGAUUCUGAUCUCUCUUGGAGCUUAAAGGGUUAUAAACUCAGCGUCUCACUUGUUCCCUGAAUGCUACGUUAAUUCUCGUUUUAUUUUUUCUAAUUUAUCCUAAAUUCAGUACCUUAAUUAAUUGCUUCGUUAUUAUUCUUGUUUUUCAAGCACAUAUAGUGCUUUUGACUUCUAGCAAUUGCCAUUAUACUUUUGUCUAUUGAUGUGUUAUAACUUGUGGCAGUUUUUCUACGUCCGUGGAAAAAUAGACUUUUCUUACUCUUUCAUAUACAUGUAUUUUGCAGAAUGUGUUCACCUAACCCGAAAUGAACGACAAAUAAUGAUAUGCUGCAUUGGAAUCACCUCAUUGAUCAAACCCUCUUCGCUUGAGCAAACUCAUACGUGCCAAAUGAAUAUCUUCUACGUCAAGUUAGGAUUUGGUGCAAGUACAUUAUGGAAAGAAAAUCGUGUGGAAAAAAAAGAAAACAAAGUUUUUAUGUAAUGUAUUAUGCUAAAUAGUUUAAGGAAUUGAUCAGAAUACUCAUGCUGCUUUCCUUGCAUCAUAACAAACAAAAGAAACAAUGAUGUUGCUACGUAGAAAAUUAAGAAACGGUCCAGAUAAGAACGAUAGCAACAACGGCAACGAACAUGUUGGAAUGCAAAAAGGUGUUAACUUUUCUAUUGUCUGUAUUUACGUCUGAUUGGCUUAAACAGCAAAAGUUAACAAAACUUCAUAAAGCGGUACAUAUAUUCAUCCUUACUUUCCAAACAUCUUCCAUAUAACAAAAUCUGGUCUCAGUUUGAAUAACAAAGAAAUCCUAUGUGGGGAACAUGUAAAAUUGUAAACUUUUCUUGGCUAUUGUUUUCAACUCUUGUGAUUGGUCAAAAUCUUUUUUAACACAAAAAAAACCCUUUCAAAGUGGAGUGUAAGUGCAUUUUAUUGAGUAAACGGCCUUCAUGUAGGUUUAUGCAUUCUCUGUGUAAAAAUGAGAACAUUCCUAUGUGGCAAAAAGCACCGUUGCCGCAUAACAAAAAAUUACUAUCCACCUUACCUGGAUCAUUACUUAACUUCUCGAGGCAUCAACAUUUCAUACGAUAGUGCUCAGCAGAGUGGGGUUACAGCUGUAGACAGCUGUUUCGUUCUUAUUAAAACUCAGUACAGCAUAGCUGGAAGCUACUGCAAAACAAAUCUGAUUUCUUCAAUUUUUUAACAAUUAUUGGCCGAAGUAGAGGUAAAUAUCCACCACUAGCAACCGACACUGAGGUGAAUAAUUGUUUUAGUAUAUACCACACAAGCUUAUUAACUAGAAAAGCCAAAAGUACUUUACUUUUGUUAAAUGCUCGGAAAAUUUAAAUCUUGCGCGCCGCGUAAUGUAUUGACGCUGACAAUGUCACGAAAUGAACGAAAUGAAGGACUUGAAGGACUCCAGAUCCGGAGUUCGAGGUGUUGACCGAUCGGCCACAAACGUCUCGCCUCGAAACCCUGUAAUCAAAGAAAAAAGGCGUAGUUCAAGUUUUUAAUGUCUCGGUAGUGGAUAGUAUUUGUCAGGUUAAUCACCCGAGCUUAAACCAAUCAGCGCUGGGGAACUAAAAGCACUAUUUACUUGUGUGGUGUAUACUAAAUGUAAAUAACAUGUAAUAGUACAAGCUAAGGCUGAUGCUACAAAUUUGUGUUUGUGGCGAUGGUAUUUUGUUAUAGUUUUGAAUACUUAUUGUAAACCGGUGUGAAUUAAUCUUUUUCCGGAAAUCGUUUGUUGUGGAUGAUAUUACUGAGCAAAUAGAUUGCAUUUACAGAAAAGCCAUUUUCACAUCACUAUUCAAAUAUGAUGGAUAAAGCCUUCGAUAAAAACUACAACAUUUGGUAUUGUUUCUCUUUUAAGUAACGUUCGUAGAAAACGAAGCAAUGGCGAUUAUAUCAGUUACGACGAACUCACACAAUACGUCCCUUACAGCUACCAGGGAAAUCGUUUCGAAGGCACAAGCCAUCACUUGGAGUUUUGCUCUUGCGUCGGAAGCUGUUGUUAUUGUCGUUGGAAACUUGCUCACUAUUGUACUCUUUGCAUCUAACAAAAAGCUUCGAACUAAGAAAAGUUUAUAUCUUGUUCUGAAUAUGGCGUUUGCUGAUCUGGUGCUUGGAGGUGUGUGUCUUCCUACAUCUGUUUAUGUUCUUGGUACUCGUUACCGGUUAUCGCAAGAACUUACAACUCCAACCAGUUUUUUAAAAAUUGUCUUUACGGUUUUCUCGCAAGCCUCACUCAUUACCGCUACUUUGAUAUCAGCUGAGAGAUUUUACGCCAUCUAUUGGCCGCUGAAGCACCGAACACUUUCUGCGCGAGCAUACAAGCUGGUUAUUUUGACGGUGUGGAUUGUAGCAACUCUUUUUCAUACGGUUUAUCUUCUGCCAUUCUUCACCCCUCUAGCUGUGUAUACGUUCGUAUCUUUCUACGCUUUGUUUCUAGUUCUCACAAUUUGUGGUUUUAACAUCGGUAUCUGGCGAAAAUGCCAGCAAAAAACUACUUCUCAUCACCAAAACACAGCCUUACAAAAUCAGCGCCUGACAAAGGCGUUAUUAUUAGUAUCUAUUUCGACUUCGUGUUCUUGGUUCCCGACGAUUAUUUACAAUUUGAUAAGUAUUUUU
Molecule: messenger RNA, 6822 nt
Organism: Porites lobata
Lineage: Eukaryota; Metazoa; Cnidaria; Anthozoa; Scleractinia; Poritidae
Source: the annotation of a GenBank genome assembly